Messenger RNA from Microthlaspi erraticum, 1074 nucleotides. The record is from the annotation of a GenBank genome assembly. Lineage: Eukaryota; Viridiplantae; Streptophyta; Magnoliopsida; Brassicales; Brassicaceae.
AUGCACGCGGUUGUGAACCAGCUUCGCUCUUACCAGAACUGGGCGUCGAGAAACAGAGGCAUCCGCCACAAGUGCGAGUUACGGAUGGGCGGCUUGAUCACACCUCUCCUACGCGCAGUCGGUUUUUCUCCUGAUAUGACAGAGGAUGUCGCACCACCCGAGGAGCUCGACCUCGAGUAUCUGAAGAACAGCGUCUUCUUAAAAAAGACGCCAGACGAUGGACCGCUGCUCUAUCAGUUCUUUCAUCUUCAGUUCGGCGCCUCUCGGAUGUUGUUACCUAACCCGAGCUGGACCACGAUCAGAGGCGGGUCCAAUGUCGAGUUCAACCCGCCUCAGUCUGCACUUUACACGCCUUCUCGCUCGACCACACGUAACUACGCUACACUUCCGGCGACCACGCAGCGCUACGAUCGGUCUCUUGCGGACGAGACUAUGCCUGUGGAUGAGUUUGACCAUUUUCACUUCCCGGAGUACACCACCACAGCCAGACAGAGCACCGGACUGAAGGCAGCUCACAAGCGCAUCAGCCUCCUCCAGCGGUGGAACAGGACGCAAGACAAGAUUACCAACAAACUCAAGAACAAGAUUAAGAAGAUGGCUGAUCAGAUCAAAGCCAUGCAAGAUAAGUUGAGUUGUGUUGCCUCAGCAUCACGAGGAGUACAGAGGAUCGCAGUCGGCCCACGACCAGUGGAUCUUUCCGAGGACGAGGUUCACCACGACACCACUGGCGGUCGGCCACCGCCUCCUGACCCGCCAUGUCAUUCUUCCUUCGAGCAGCGACAGCAGCGGAAGAGGCAGACGCGGACUUGCCAUUCAGGCGAUGCAGCUCUGUUUCGAGACAGACGGCGCCGACGGAUCAUCACACUCCGCCGACGAGAGCUCCACCGGACUAGUACGUUCCGUACAGCACCGAGCAAGCUGCACCUUCCACCGUCCCUCCAUACACACAUGAGAGCAUGCAGGACGAUCUCGACGCGAUCAUUCAUGGCCGUCACUGAUGCUCCUUUCCGACUCUACUCGACCGAUCACCACCAUUGUAUCAUUCCAUUUUUCAUUUUCUUUUUCUUCUAUUGA